AUGGGCAAAGAAUGGGCUUCCUCGGACGCCUACUCAGCCAGUGCAGGCGCCGGUGUACGCGCUGACACUAGCGGCCAUGCCUCGUUCAAACGCCUACCCUACAACUUCUGCGCACUGAGCCUGCAGCCCUUCACGACUCCUGUUUGUACAGUCGAAGGCAUAAUAUUCGACCACGAGAACAUUCUGCGCUGGCUGCUGAAACAUGACACGAAUCCGACAAAUGGCAAGCCGAUGAAGCAGCAGGACCUCAUCAAGCUCAACUUCGCCAAAAACGAUGCGGGUGAAUACGUGGACCCGGUUACUUUCAAAGUUUUUACAGACAACACCCAUAUCGUGGCCAUCCGCCAUGGCGAUGUCGCGAACGUCUUCGCAUAUGACACGAUCGAAAGGCUGAACAUAAAACCCAAAAUGUGGCGAGAUCUGGUGUCGGACGACGAGUUUUCGCGCAAGGAUAUUAUCACUCUACAAGACCCGCAGAACAUAGAAUCGCGCAAUCUCAGCUCGUUUAAAUACCUGAAGGAUGGUGAAGAUUCUGGUAUCCGAAAAGAGGAAGCUUCGAUAAAUGCUGCAAGCCUGGGUGGUGCUGCAGACCUGAAAGUCAUGAAGGCGAAGGAAGCCGUCGCAAAGGCAAGGGCUGAACGAGCAAAUGCCCAGGCGCAGAAGACCUCAACACAGCAGUCGACCACCGCCAGCAAGAGACCAGCGUCUACAACACAAGCAGGGAAACCAGUGCCAUACAAUGCAACCAGGCACACAACUGGCCUAGCAGCUGCCUCCUUCACUUCGACAGGCAUGACUGUCCAUACCUCUAAUGCUCUCGCGGCCAUGACAGACGAAGAAUACAUCCUAAAACCCCGCCGAGUGAAGUCCAAAGGCUAUAUUCGAUUGCAAACCACUCUCGGCCCACUAACCCUAGAACUCUACCCUGAGUACGCCCCCAAGGCUGUUUGGAACUUCCUCAGCCUGGCUAAGAAGGGAUACUACAACGGAAUUAUCUUUCAUCGCAGUAUCCGUAACUUCAUGAUCCAAGGUGGCGACCCCACGGGCACAGGCAAAGGCGGACAAAGUAUAUGGGGUAAAAACUUCAACGACGAGCUGCAAGGACCACUGAAGCACGACAAGAGAGGUGUUCUGAGUAUGGCAAACAAAGGCAAGAACACCAAUAGCUCGCAGUUCUUCAUCACCUACAGACCCGCGAGUCACCUCGAUGGCAAACACACGAUAUUCGGCCGCGUGGUAGAUGAUACAGAUGACGAGUCGAUGGAAGUGCUGAAACGGCUCGAAAACGUGCCUGUCGACAGCAACGACCGGCCGAAGGAGGAGAUCCAGAUUGUCGAGGCCACCGUGCUGAUUGACCCGUUUGAGGAGUUCUGGAAGCAGAAGAAUGAGGCCGAGAAGCCGGGACAGGACGAUGUAGAUCAAGACCGCACCACAUGGACGGGCAAGCGGAUACGCAAUGACGGCACUGUGGAUGCCGGCGAUGCAGGAGGAAAAGUCGGCAAAUACCUGCAAGCAUCUCUUGCAAGCCAGGGGGCUGGAGUUGAAGACGACGAGUUUGUCGAGUUUGUCGACGAUGAACCGGAAGAGCCUGUUCGCAAAAAGGCGAAAGGCGGUGGCGGGUUCGGCAACUUCGACUCGUGGUGA
Messenger RNA from Cladophialophora carrionii CBS 160.54, 1644 nucleotides. RefSeq lists its product as uncharacterized. The transcript has 2 exons. Bases 1 to 1644 code for a protein of 547 amino acids. The record is from RefSeq and is a predicted model, not a curated record. Gene Ontology annotation, cellular component: catalytic step 2 spliceosome. Gene Ontology annotation, molecular function: peptidyl-prolyl cis-trans isomerase activity; ubiquitin-ubiquitin ligase activity. Gene Ontology annotation, biological process: protein peptidyl-prolyl isomerization; protein polyubiquitination. NCBI's taxonomy places the organism in Eukaryota, Fungi, Ascomycota, Eurotiomycetes, Chaetothyriales, Herpotrichiellaceae.